This is a messenger RNA of Magnolia sinica, 633 nucleotides long. RefSeq lists its product as uncharacterized. The transcript has a single exon. Gene Ontology annotation, molecular function: nucleic acid binding; RNA-DNA hybrid ribonuclease activity. Bases 1 to 633 code for a protein of 210 amino acids. NCBI's taxonomy places the organism in Eukaryota, Viridiplantae, Streptophyta, Magnoliopsida, Magnoliales, Magnoliaceae. The record is from RefSeq and is a predicted model, not a curated record.
AUGGUGGGCUAUACGUAUUUUCGAGAAUCAUCAGGCUGCCUCCAGCAUCUGGGAGUGGCUGGUUUCAGUAACCGGUCCCACCCCAAGCAGUUUUCUCCCAUGCAGACGGUUUACUGGGCUAAGCCGCCUACUGGUUGGGUGAAAGUAAAUGUGGAUGGAUCAGCGUGCGGGAAUCUAAGCUUUUCUGGAGGUGGCAGAAUCUGCAGAAGGGAUGAUGGCAGCUUUGUUUUUGCUUUCUCGUCUGCCUAUGGGGUUGGUUCGAACAACCAAGCGGAGCUUCGGGCCAUCUAUGAUGGUAUUGUCCUCUGUCUGGAUAGAGGAUUUUCAAAAAUUAUAGUUGAAACCGAUUCCAUGGUUGCAGCGGUGCUACUAUCAGGGACUUCAGCCACCCGUUGGAAAUGGAAGCCCUGGGUCGCUAGGAUCAAGAGUUUCGAACAGACAGCUGAAUUUGUCUUCUCGGCAAUUCCCAGGGAAGGAAAUGGCCCAGUUGACGGUAUGGCUAGGGAGGCUAGCGGGAUUCAGGCGUCUCUUGUGACUUCUCAUUAUCAGGACCUCCCUCCCCACAUUCGUGGCCUUUUGUUCUUAGAUAAGGUCGGGUUAGGUGCUGUUAGAGAUACCAACAUGAAGAUGUAA